AUGCCUCACGACGAUGCUCUAGUCAUCACGUUGGAGCUUGCGGGCACCAUCUUCUCAAAGAUUCUCGUCGACACCGGAAGCGCCGUCAACGUCGUUUCACAAAAGACACUACGAUCGAUUAGUCAACUGACCCCAGUAAUUGAUCACGAAACGACUCCCCUCAAUAGUUUCGAAGGAAAUUCGUCCCGAUCACUCGGGAUCGUGCCACUAACCACCAGAACUUACGACGUCGAACUAGAGACUUGGUUCACCGUAGUUGAUCAUUUCAUGCCCUUCGAUGCCAUCGUAGGACGUCCCUGGCUACAUCAAAUGAGGGCGGUCCUUCGGUUUACCACCAAUGCUUGA
Brassica oleracea var. oleracea is the source of this 345-nucleotide messenger RNA. RefSeq lists its product as uncharacterized. The record is from RefSeq and is a predicted model, not a curated record. Bases 1 to 345 code for a protein of 114 amino acids. Lineage: Eukaryota; Viridiplantae; Streptophyta; Magnoliopsida; Brassicales; Brassicaceae. The transcript has a single exon.